AUGGAAUUUAAUAGAAAAUCAAUUCGACAAAUUGGUUAUUAUACACCGACCUAUUCAAAUUCACCAAAUGUGAAACGACACAAAGACAAAACGUUUGUUAGUUAUCAUCAGUCGGAAUUAUAUGGUUUAAAUUUAUCCCAGUUGAAUAUUGCGCAGGAUUUAAAAAGUUGUAGUUAUAGCAACAGCUCUAAAACUACCAGUAUGGAUAUGGAACAGAAGCUUAAAUGGAAUGACGCUCAGAAUAAUCACAUAAGGAUUAUUCAUACACUUGAUGGGAAGAAGCAGAUCAUCUGUGACACACCAAGUCGAACUCGUCAGUAUUGGCUGGAUCGUCGUAAGCUAGCUAGCCCUAAUCAUAUCAAUGAAAACAAUAUAGUUAAUUAUAACAAACAGCAGUUGUAUAAAACAACCUAUGCAUCAAGAAGCAAAACUUCAGCUUCCAGUGACCAAUUUCAGCUGGCCGGUACAACAACAAUAAUCACUCCAAAAUAUCAAAUGUGUAGUAGAGAGAGAGAAAAUAAAUCAGAGAAUUGGAAUAUUGAAGAAGCGUACGCUGAUAAAAAAAAAGAUAUGCAAUUAUUUGAAUUGACUGAAAAUGAAUUUAUUUUAUCGGAAUUAGAUCCACGUUUAAAUUUGAAUUCUGUUAUAAAUGAUAGUGGAAUAACAGUGAUUGAUAGUAAAAAAUAUUUAAAUUAUGAUAACCUUGUUGAAAAGGAAGAUGGCAUACCUGUUUAUCAGCCGAUUGAGGAGACAUACAAGGUGGAUUUGUCACCGCCUAAUAUUUCAAAAUAUGAUCAUCGACAAGUUGAACAAUUUACAGUUUCUCAAUAUCAUUGUAAUUCGUCACAACAGUUGGAUAUUUGCGAUCAAUCAAAAGAUCAUUGUCCAGGAAAAAGGAAUUUACUAUCAACGUCAUCAGCAUCAACUUUAAGACGACAAAAACAUCAACAAGAAUUUUCUUUGAAGAAUAAUUUGAAUAAUCAAACUGAAAUUUGUAUAAAUGUUAAUCAUAAAUCAAAUGCUUCAACAUUGAACGAUCACAAUACAAUUAAAACAAAACAAAUUGCAAAGGAUAUUAUUAUUUGUAGUCAUAAACAAUUCUCGUUAAAAGGUAAAACAGAUUUAUUAAAUGAACAUGUGGAUCAGUUAAACAAACAGAGAAGUGUUCAUCUCUCUGGUGUUGAUACACAACCAACUGACAAGAUUACUUUGAAGAUCAGUGACUCAACUGCAAGACAAGAUAAAGAUAGUGACGAGAAAAAUGAUAGAAAACUGGAAUCUGUUCAAACCAGACGGUAUUCUGCAUUGUUUUCUCAUAAACAGGAAAUAAUAAUUAUGCCCAAUAAUAAUAAUAAUAACAAUAAUAAUGAAAGGUCAGAAAAUGUUUCACUACCAAGGAGUGUCACAACAACAGGACAACAACAACAACAGCUGACACGACUGUCUGUCAAGGACAAAUCAAACUCUCUCAAUGUUCACUUUCAGCAGCAUACCUUAUCAUCUGGGAAUACAACACGAUCUGCGCCAUCACCAAGUCUUUCAUCAAUCACAUCGACACAUGGUGUACUAUCAUCUCCGGUAUAUCAGGAACAAAUAAAUCAACGUCUUCAUCAAUAUAAGCCUGGGACUUUGAAAACAUCAUCUGCAUCAUCAAUUACAUUGACAGGACCGAUACGCAUAUCGAAAGGUUAUUCUAUGCAUAAACAACAAACAAUGAGUGGUGGACAUAUGUAUCAUUUAAAUUCUGAUGACUAUUCAAUACCUAUUCAGUAUCAGGAUAUUCUAUCUGCAUCGCGUAUAAAUCCUCAUCCAGCAUUGGAUCCGAUUCUAGCCCGCCUAUUGUCAGAUGUUACAAGUAUUGAUGAGUAUAGAUCUACUUUACAACCUCAUGGCUCAGUUACUCCUCCAUCAUCAUUGGCAAAUCAAAGACGUAAUGCUAAUCAACUGCAUAUACCAUUAGCAUCAAGUGAUCCAGAGUCGAUUUCACGAUCUGCUGAACGUUUAUCUGGCAUCAAUUUAUCAGCUCAACAAAAUAUUAUGGAUGACGUUUGGGAUUUAAACAAACAAAUUGGUGAUUUAAUACAAAUGGAAUUCGAUUAUAGACAGAAACAACCAACAACACUGAAAUCACAAUCACCUCAUGGUACUUUAAUUUCAGGUAUUUCUACAAUUGGGCCUAGAAGUUCAGCUCCUAAUGUAAGAGUGGAGGAGAAGGCUAUAAAUGAUGAUGAUGAUAUAAUAAUAAUAAUAAUAAAGAUAGACAACAAACUGAUGGAAUUGUUCAAACUAUAA
This is a messenger RNA of Heterobilharzia americana, 2292 nucleotides long. The record is from the annotation of a GenBank genome assembly. Lineage: Eukaryota; Metazoa; Platyhelminthes; Trematoda; Strigeidida; Schistosomatidae.